AUGGAUUAAGUUUUUAAUCAUUUAAUAAAAAGAGCAACUCCCUAACCCAUUAUUAAAGUUGGAACACCUUGGUAAUGCAUUCCUAUUAAAAAUGAUAAACAAGCAAGAGAUACAACAGAAGUUCAUAUGUCUAAUUAAGGAUUUAAUGAAUUGGCUUAAUUUGAUAAAUUUAUGAAUCUUGAAGUUGUUUGGCUUAAUGAAAAUUAAGUAAACAAACACAUUUAUUUAGUUAACCAAUAUUAAAGGAAUUGAGUAAAAUUUCAGAAUUAAACAUCUAUAUUUACAAAAAAAUAAAAUUAGUACACUUGAAGGUUUAUAAAAUUUGAAGCAUUUAUAAACAUUAAGUUUAUUUAAUAAUGAGCUUAGAGACUUAGAAAAAAAUCUUUUGAUAUUAAAGGAGUUUCCUGGACUUUCUAAUUUGGGUACUUAAUUUGCUUAUAUUGUCUUAGAUCUAUUUAAUAAUCCAGUGGCAGAAGAACCUUAUUAUAGAAAUAGAGUAAUAUCAGCUCUUCCUCAAUUACAAUUACUCGAUCGAUCAAUUAUAACUGUAUAAGAAAAGAUUAAGGUUGAAGCAUGGUACAAGUAUUUCAAAGCAGAAGUUAAAAUUAAAAAGAAAGGAUAGAAAAAGUAAAAGUUACUUCCAUCUUAAAUCUUCUCUGUUGGGGAGAAAAUACUUUAUAAGGAAGUUGAUUAAAUUAAAGCAAAGAGAGAAUAAGAAAAGGCAGAUGAAAUAUAAAGAGAAAGAACUAGAAUUAAAAUGAAAGAAAAAACAUUUGAUCCUAAUAAAUUUCCAACAAAUGAAUUGAAAGAAUAAUUAAGGUAAAGACUUCAUGACAAUCCAAUGAGUAUAGUAAAUGAAUGGGAAAAGGGGAAACUUAAGAAGAUAUUUAAAUCAUAUGAUAAAGGUAAUAUAUAUAAAUUUAAAUUAGAAAAGAAAGGAUUAAUUACAUAAGAUAAAUUGUAAGGAUUAUUUGGAGAUUUAAUUAAUGAUAUAGCAAAUAUUGGUAAGGUACCAGCUGUUUCUUUUGAAAAAUUUAAAGAAAUUAUGUCAGAAGAUCCAUUACCUUGGGACUCUUUUUGUUUUUAAUUGAAUCAUGUAGAUUUUUAAAGGGCACCUGAAGAAUUAUUAUAAAAGAAAAUAGAUGAAAAAUAUAAGGAAUUCAAUAGAAGAUUGAAUGCAGGAAAGAAGGCUGAAGCAAAAGAAUUUAUGAUUGAAGCAGUUAGACUUGAAGCAGCUAGAGAUAAAGAUGAGCAUAAGUAAAUGAAUUUAAUAAUAAAUAAGAUUACCAGAGAUUAUACCAGAUGAUAAUACUAAAAUAAGGAGUGAUUGUUUUGAUUUUUCAAGAUAUAAGUAUAAGUAGAAUUUUACAGAUACUGCAAAAUAUCUAUUACAGUGA
This is a messenger RNA of Paramecium pentaurelia, 1397 nucleotides long. The record is from the annotation of a GenBank genome assembly. Lineage: Eukaryota; Ciliophora; Oligohymenophorea; Peniculida; Parameciidae.